Athalia rosae (coleseed sawfly) is the source of this 1494-nucleotide messenger RNA. RefSeq names its product transmembrane protein 98-like (gene Tmem98). The coding region runs from base 147 to 821 and encodes 224 amino acids. The transcript is spliced from 5 exons. Gene Ontology annotation, cellular component: endoplasmic reticulum. The record is from RefSeq and is a predicted model, not a curated record. Lineage: Eukaryota; Metazoa; Arthropoda; Insecta; Hymenoptera; Athaliidae.
GCGAACUCAUUUUAUUUGAAAGUUACACUUAUAAUACAUACGAAGAGUGUAAACGGUUCUUAAACCCGUGACAGUCUCUGCCUCCCACUGCCUCCCACUGACGCUAAAAUAACCGCUGUGACCAGAAAGGCGACAAAUAAAUCAGCAUGAGUUCUCCACUCACAGUCGGGAGCCCUGGACCUGCAGCAGGGGCACCUGCAAUGGAGACAGUCGUUGUGGUAGCCCUAGGAGCACUCGCUGCUGUUUUCCUUGGCGCGCUUUUGGUUUUACUUGUGAUUUGUAGAAGACAGCGCUGUUACUAUAAGCACAAAGACUCCCAAGAUUUGAACUCGGACCUACUAGAAGGUGAAAAUGGGGGAGCUCUAGGCUUAGAAGCCUGGGAAGGCGAGGAAUGGCUAAUUGAUGCUGAAAGGUGGGUUGACGAUGCGACUGGCUUGGCUCCACCAUGUAUAGCGGUGCUUAGAUCCUGCCAUUCCUUGGCUGCCAGUCUUACAGCAAUCGCUGGAACAGUGAACAGCAAUACUGUGCCCCUGGAGAUCGUUGACGUUGCUAGACGUAUACCUCCAAGGGUUGAUGAUGUUGUGCGCAGCCUUUACCCACCUUUGGAUGCCCGUUUGCUGGAAGCAAGAGUUGCUGCUUUAGUUUUAGCUGUGACUCACCUGGCUCUUGUUACAAAACAUGGAAUCCCCAAGAGCCAGGCAAGGAAAUUGGCAUUUAUCGAUCAGGCCCUCAACGAUAUGGAUUCGCAUCUCCUGGUUUUAAGGGAUGCUGCUUUGGCUCAAGAAGCUGCCUGUGCUAUCCCAGCAUCUACCCCCGUCUAAUUUUUUUAUGAAAUGGUGGUGGAAUGGAAAAAUUUUUUGCUUACAAUGCAAAGCUUGAUUGAGAAAUCAUACAGGUAGAAAUGACGCUGAUCCCAAGUUAGACAUCAUUGGUUGUAAAUAUGUAGCAAUUUCAAGAGAAGUUGUGAAGAAUAUUCGUCCAAUAAUGAACCGAAAAGCUAUCCCGAAUCUCUAGUAUACUAAAACGAGAUCUGUUGAAAGAACAAUCUCUUCUCAUUUUGAGCAAACCAUAUGAUUCCACGUGCACACGUGUCGACAUAUUUUGCUUUUAUUACUAAUGCCAAGAGUGAUUGUAAGCUGAGCAGGGAUUUAUGUCAUGUCUGCAGGGGACUGGCUUACUGAUCAAUCGGUAUUACUCAUAAGUAUUUUUAUAACAUUUGAGAUAGUGCUUCCAUUUUAACAUGCACAUACAUAUACUCAUCUACAAAAAACUCAUUUCAUAUACAUGACGAUCGUACAAUGUCGCGGCAUUACCAUUUAUCGUUAACACCACAUGGUGACUAAAAUAUUCUAUUCCUGUUAUACAUAUCAAUAAUUAUCAAACGAUAUGCAAAUAUUUUGUAUUCACUGAUCAGCGUUGACUGAGUUAAAUAUAUAUAAAAAAACAAAUUUCGUAAAAAAAAAUAAAAUCUAUAAAAAAUUUUAUAAUGUUAAA